Molecule: messenger RNA, 4822 nt
Organism: Pangasianodon hypophthalmus (striped catfish)
Lineage: Eukaryota; Metazoa; Chordata; Actinopteri; Siluriformes; Pangasiidae
Product: adenylate cyclase type 3-like
Exons: 21
Coding region: 387-3677 (1096 amino acids)
Biological process (GO): adenylate cyclase-activating G protein-coupled receptor signaling pathway; cAMP biosynthetic process; intracellular signal transduction
Cellular component (GO): plasma membrane
Molecular function (GO): adenylate cyclase activity
Source: RefSeq, a predicted model, not a curated record
AGAGAGACAGAGAGAGAGAGACUUAUUUACCUCACAACGAGCAGAGGACGCUCCCUGGGUUCGGAUAUAAAUAUAUUUUUAAAACCUAUUCAGGAAAAUUAUGAGAUAAACACAGAAUUAAAGGGAGAAAAUGAUUCAUUUGGAGUUAAAGCACUUCACAGCAGAGUUCUAUCACGAGAAUGAUGGAGAACAUCGGACUGAUACGCGAUGACCCGAUUUUCUAGCGCAUCAUAAUGACACCCUGGUUUCCGGUUCUGUCGGGUUCUCAGUUCGGCCUCAUCCAUUGACGGACGAUGUUCCAGAAAGUGGAGCUGGAUCUGUGACGACGCUGGACAUCUGGACGUUUUUCUUUUGAAGAAAGGACCGAUUCGUUUUGUACCGAUUCGAUGUCGCUCUACAACGUAAACGAGUGCUCCGUGGCCGUGCCGGAGGACGCCAGGCCUUCUGUGAAAGCUCAUGACGCGAUGACACCGCGAUCAGACGGGUUCUCGUGCGUUCCGCGCUUUCUGCGGUUGUCCUUCUCGCCGGCGUCCCUCGAGAGGGUGUACCAGACGUACUUCCGGCGCCAGCGGCAGGAGACGCUGCUCGUCCUCGUGGUGUUCGCGGCACUUUUUAACUGCUACGUGAUCGUGAUGUGCGCCGUCGUGUACUCGGGGGAUAAGAUGGCGACGGUGGCGGUGGCGGGGGCGGGGCUCGGGGCAGAUAUGGUGCUGUACGUCUUCUGCAGGUUCCGCGUGCUGCCGGAGGCCGUGAUGCGCCACGCCGUGCCGCUCACGCUGUGGACCCUCAUCACUCUGCACGUGCUCUUUUACGUGGGAUUUAACUUCGCCGGGUUUAACGAGGCGAGCGACGCCGUCGGGUGGCAGACCUUCUUCACCUUCUCGCUGUUCCUCACCAUGCCGCUGCCGCUCACACACAUCCUCAUACUGGCGGCCAUCACAUGCAGCGUACACACGGCCCUGCUCGCCGCCGUCAUCACACUGAGGUGGCAGGUGAACCUCCAGAGCGCCGUACUGGUCCGACAGCUGGUGGCUAACGUGUUGCUGUACCUGUGCGCUGUGGUUGUGGGUGUGAUGUCGUAUUUCAUGGCCGAUCGUAAAUAUCGCACGGCGUUUCUGGAAGCCAAACAGUCGCUGGAGGUUCGACUCACACUGGAGGAACAGAGCCAACAACAGGAGGAGCUGUUGUUGUCCAUUUUGCCGAAGCACAUUGCUGAUGAGAUGCUGCAGGGAAUGAAGAACGAAGCUAAUCAGAAAUCAGAGGCUCAACAAUUCAACACAAUGUACAUGUACCGCCAUGAGAACGUCAGCAUCCUCUUUGCUGAUAUUGUAGGUUUUACUCAGUUGUCGUCGGCCUGCAGCGCACAGGAACUCGUCAAGCUGCUUAACGAACUCUUCGCCCGCUUCGACAAACUAGCUGCUCAAUACCACCAGUUGCGCAUUAAGAUCCUGGGUGAUUGUUAUUACUGUAUCUGUGGAUUACCGGAUUACCGUGAAGAUCACGCAGCAUGUUCCAUCAUGAUGGGCCUCGCCAUGGUGAAGGCCAUCUCGUACGUGCGUGAGAAGACUCAGACGGAGGUGGACAUGCGUGUGGGUGUGCACACCGGGACAGUUCUGGGCGGAGUUUUAGGACAGAAACGUUGGCAGUUUGAUGUCUGGUCCACUGACGUCACCGUCGCUAACAAGAUGGAGUCCGGCGGAAUCCCGGGGCGUGUACACAUCUCCCAGGCAACGAUGGACUGUCUGCAUGGAGAGUUCGAGGUGGAGCCGGGGAACGGAGGAGAACGCUGCGAGUACCUGAUGGAGAAAGGUAUCGACACCUACCUGGUGCUUGUUCCCAAGGAAACAGACACAGUGGGCGGAGUCAGCAACGGAUGGACGGGUGGUGUGCUGACCAAUGGGAAGUCUGCUCCGCUCAUCGCCACCACAGAGACCGUGGGCAGUGUGUGUUCGGUCCGCAGCGUCGCUAAUGACACGGGCGAGGAAAACACACAGAAGCUGCAGUUGAGCAGUCUGUCAGAUGGAGAGCUGGAGAACCAACAGGAACUAAACCGACUGCUGAGCAAAGCGCUGCUGGACAGAGAGUCUGAGAAGACGAUGAAGGAGAAGAGCACCAACGCUCUGUCUCUGCACUUUGUUGAUUCUGAUCUCGAGUCUCGUUACUCGGCAGAGAAGGAGCGUCAGACUGGCGUUGCGUUCAGCUGCAGCUGCAUCGUUCUUCUCUUCACCUCCAUCAUGGAAGUGCUCAUCGAUCCUCAGCUGACAGUAAACUAUGUAACGUUGGUGUUGGGUGAAGUGCUGCUCCUCAUCCUCACCAUCUGCUCACUGGCAGCCAUUUUCCCACGACUGUUCUCAGAGAAGCUGGUGUCGUUCUCGAUGUGGAUCGAUCGGACACGCUGGGCGCGGAACACCUGGGCGAUGGCGGCCAUCUUUGUUCUGGCCAUGGCUGAGGUGGCUGACAUGCUGAGCUGUGUUCAGCCCUCUGUCAUUCUAUUCAACACCACUUCGGGUUUAACGCUCAAGUUUCUUGGUGAUGGCGGUUGUGUUGAAAACCCCCAACACUACAGCUUCAUAGCCGUGCUGUCGCUCGUGGCAACCAUGAUGCUCGUUCAGGUCAGUCACCUCGUUAAGCUCGCGCUAAUGGCGCUCAUCACCGUGGCAACCGCCAUAGUGGACAUCUACAGCUGGAGUACCAUUUAUGAAAUCUACGACAUCAUACGCUUCAUGAACUACAGGUAUGACCUGGUUCCUUCCAAAUACCUGAUGACGGUGAUGAUCAUUGUGAUGAUGAUUAGCUUUUACUACUUUGCUCGGCAUGUGGAGCGUCAGUCUCGUAAGUUGUUUCUGUGGAAGAUUGAGGUUCAUGAUCAGAAGGAGAGAGUGUAUGAGAUGAGGACGUAUAACGAGGCUCUGGUCACUAACAUGCUGCCAGAACAUGUGGCCAAACACUUUCUGGGCUCCAAGAAACGAGAUGAGGAGCUGUACAGUCAGUCGUACGAUGAGAUCGGUGUGAUGUUUGCAUCCAUCCCAAAUUUCUCGGAUUUCUACACAGAAGAGAGCAUCAACAACGGCGGCAUUGAGUGUCUGCGCAUCCUGAAUGAGAUCAUCUCCGACUUCGACUCUCUGCUGGACCGGCCUGAGUUUCUCUGCAUCACUAAAAUAAAGACAAUCGGCAGCACGUACAUGGCGGCUUCAGGAGUGACGCCGGAGAGCAACACGAACGGCUACAGCAGCCGAAAGAAGGAGGAUCAGUGCAUUCUGGAACGCUGGCAGCAUUUAGCUGAUUUGGCAGAUUUUGCUCUGGCGAUGAAAGUCACAUUGAACAACCUCAACAAACAGAGCUUCAACAGCUUCAUGCUGCGCAUCGGAUUAAACAUGGGUGGUGUGUUAGCCGGUGUGAUCGGAGCUCGGAAGCCUCACUAUGAUAUUUGGGGAAACACUGUGAAUGUGGCCAGUCGCAUGGAAUCCACUGGAGUUAUGGGUAAUAUCCAGGUGGUGGAGGACUGCUAUAAGAUCCUGAGGGAGUACGGGUUCCGCUUCGUACGCAGAGGACCGAUCUACGUGAAGGGAAAAGGAGAACUGCUCACCUACUUCAUGAAGGGAAAAGACAAACCGCCGCCCACAAACGGCACCACCGUCAUCCCGCCCCUCCCCCACCAGAUACCCCCCCACAACUGAACACACACACACACACACACACACGUCCUAAUGAGACACGAUGUCAUCCAGGUGCUGAGGGACAACACGUUACCCUGUGAAAGGGGGCGGAGCUUAGUUUACAUCUGCUCAGCGAAUCAGAAACUUCAAACAUGAAUAGUUAAUUUAACGUUAGUUAGCAGGUUAGCUGUCUCUGCGCUAUUGUUAACCUAUUGUUGUUGUUGUUAUUAUUAAUUCCUUGUAUUAUUUAUUUAAUUACUUUAGUUACUGCAUUUUAUUAUUUGACUUUGAUGUCUUUAUUUGUUAUUUUGUUUAAUUUGUUUGUAAAUUCUUUAAUAUAGUUUUUACUUGUUUGUUUGUUUUCAUUUCAAACUGUUGCUCAGUGUUUGAGUUUCUACUGAACUUUUAACAUUUAAAACAAAACAAAACAUAGAUACUGGUUUUAUUUACACCUGAAAUCAUUUCAUCUAACGUUAGCAAGCUAAGUUCGCUAGCUACGAAUGUCGUUACGUAGCUAAAGAGCUUGGGUUUACGUUAUUAAAGCUAAUAUUAGCACAGAGCGGUGUUUAAUUAGAUCGUUGGCUUAGCUAAUGCUGUUAUGCUCUUAUAUUACAUAAUUAACGGCAAUAUGUUAAUGCUAUGUUACGCUAAACACUGAGUGAACAAAAAGGGGUGGUGUCACAUGAUCAGGAUGACAAUUGGCUGAUCAGAUUUAAUUGAAGCUCUGCCCCUGGACACGCCCCCAGACACAGAACAGCUGUAUAAAUGUAGCUGAUUUCUUAAAUUACGCUAAACACUCUUCUGUAGCGUUCGACUUUUUUUUUCUCAGAUCUUUUCUUUUCUUUCUACUCGCUCAUUACGGCUGUGUAAAAGUAAUGGCACCUUCGUUACUAUAUAAAUAAAUAAAUAUAAAUAUUAAAGUUCCUGCAUCAGUGUUCUGCUUCACAUCGGAUCACAUUUCUGUCCUAUAAAUAACCUUUAUAUCACACACACACACACACACACACACUCAACAUAAUCAAACAAUUCAGUGAAAUGAAGUUCACAGGCUGAAAUGAUUAUGAUUUUAUUUCCUGUGUGUAAAUUCUCUGGAUGUUUAGAGAUAAUAAUCUCAGCUUUUAUCAUUUUAUGUGAAUGUUUCAUGUCUGUGUGUAAAAAAAAAAGAU